Molecule: messenger RNA, 639 nt
Organism: Penicillium brasilianum
Lineage: Eukaryota; Fungi; Ascomycota; Eurotiomycetes; Eurotiales; Aspergillaceae
Source: the annotation of a GenBank genome assembly
AUCGAAUUGUCGCCGGCCUCUCUUCCUCUCAAUCUUCAAUCCACCACCACUCCUCACCAUGGCCAGCGGAAUCUUCAACUCCACGUACUACGGCAAGGACUACCGCGCCGGUGCCGCCCUCCUGCGUGCCCGCCGGCCAUAUCUUUUCAAGAAUGCCCUGACCGGCUUCGGUCUAUUCGCCUUCUCAAUUGCUGUCUAUACCUACACCAUCCGCGCCGUCGGCCAAGAAGAAUUCUCCGACGUCAAAGUCCCCGACGCCCCCGCCCAGAAACUCCCGGCCCAGAAAUAAACUCAACACACGGUUGCAGUUCCUUCCCGGGAGUUCGACCUUCCGGCUGAUACUCGAGCCAUCGUGGCUUGGAGAUUCUGCGUGUACAAUAUAGUCGCAUCAUUUUGAAGGGCGGAACGAGUGGCCGAGGGUAGACUAGAUAAAAUGGCUCCCUCGGCGGGCAAAUAGUAACGGAGCACAUUGGGGUUAUGGAGUCUUCCUGAGCUAGACAGUCCUCCUUUUUCCAGUCGGGAUCUGUGAGCUCAGCGGGUUUGAUUUGUUGAUAUUGAUGGAUUGUACAGAGUAGAUUGGCUAAGAUAUCAUGUUCUUGAGCACAUCAGGCCCUCUUUUGAAUGCUAGUCUCUUCUCCU